Amphibalanus amphitrite is the source of this 914-nucleotide messenger RNA. RefSeq lists its product as uncharacterized. Gene Ontology annotation, biological process: protein N-linked glycosylation. Gene Ontology annotation, cellular component: Golgi stack; endoplasmic reticulum-Golgi intermediate compartment; endoplasmic reticulum. NCBI's taxonomy places the organism in Eukaryota, Metazoa, Arthropoda, Thecostraca, Balanomorpha, Balanidae. The record is from RefSeq and is a predicted model, not a curated record. The transcript is spliced from 7 exons. Gene Ontology annotation, molecular function: acetylglucosaminyltransferase activity. The annotation marks the transcript as partial.
AAUUAGCUUCAAUAAAUAAAGUAAUUCAUUUUCAGCCGUAAUAUCCUGCUCUGCUUUGUUUAAUCUGAAGAUCUUGGGUUUUAUUGAUUCGAGAGAUACGGUACCGACAUGUGACUGCCGUUACCGUUGCCGGGUGGUGUGCUGAACGGACGGAUACCUGAGAGCGCGGCCCGGCGGCCGACCGUCGGCAGCCAUGGGCUGUCCGCGCUCUCGGCGUCAGCUGGCCUUCUGCUUGGCCAUGCUGCUGCUGCCCUUCUCGCUGAUCGUGCUGCUCAACCAGCCAGAUCCUUCGGACUGUACCGGCAGGGGUCUUCCGUCAGGGAGUGAUAAAACAGUGGACACCCGGCUGGAACGGACGCUGGUUCAGCAGCUGGCGGAGCUGCGCCAGCGCGUGCAGCACGCCGAAAUGACCAACAGGGAGCGGCGGAAAGACGUGAUGGUGCUCAACAGACAGCUGGACACCUACGGCGCCGCCGCUGUGAAAGCGCCGUCCCAGCAGCAGCAGCGGCAGCAGGAGGAGGGACCUCCAGUGCUACCUCCGUCGCAGCAGCAGCUGGCGCAGCUCGCGCCGCCACAUGAGCUGAACGACACGACGACCCCGCGAGGUCGGACGGUGCCCGGAGCGCUGCCAGCAGCUGUUUCCGGGGUGCCGCUCACUCAUCUGCAGGAGAUCAACAGCGAUAUGGAGGUGCCCGGUCUUCUCACCUACCUACCGCACCUGCUGGGCCGGCCCGACGCGCUGACACCGGCGCUACACGUCAGUCAGGGUCGGCGGGACGUGACUGUGGUCAUGGGACUGCCCACAGUCAAACGUGAGGUGCAAAACUACCUCAUAUCGACACUGAAAAACCUCAUCGACUCUAUGUCUGAGUCGGAGAGGCUGGAGACGCUCAUUGUUGUCUUCAUUGCCGAGA